AUGAGUACAGACGCACGCCCUUCAGGUCACCUAAUAAUAGACAAUCCACUCAUUCACCAAGAGUACCCUCAAUUAGAGGCCGAGGUCGAGCAAUUUCACGAACGUCUUCAGCUCGAAAGUGUCGUCGACCUGCAAACCCUCAUCAAGGGCGCAAGUAUCGCAAAACAGCGAUGGGGUCAUGCGAUACCCGGGCUUACCCCCAUGGAGGCCGCGACCCUAAAGGAAGAGUAUUUGGAGACUUCGCUGUCGUUAUUGCAUACUAGGGGUCUUCUUGUCACUAUCAUGGCAACGGCUUGUGCCGCAAUCACACAGGGAUGGCAGCAAUCAACCAUUAACGGCAGCUCUGUUUUCGAAUGGGAGAAAGAUUUUAAGCUUAGUAAUAACGGGAGCGGGUCAUUCUUGAUUGGAACCAUCAAUGCAGCUCCUUGGCUUUCGGGAAGUCUUAUAGGGACGUGGUUGAGCGAUCCUCUCCAAGAGAAAUUUGGCAGACGCCCCGCGCUUUUCAUUGCUGCAGUUUUCUGCGUCGCUCUUGUGAUAGGAACAGCUCUUUGCACCAAUUGGGAGUCACUACUCGCCUGCCGAAUACUACUUGGUGUGGGGAUCGGAUCGAAAGCUUCAAUAGCUCCUAUAUUUGCUGCAGAAGCAGCACCAGAUAGACACCGAGGUCAAGUCUUGAUGCUGUGGCAACUUUUCGAUGCAUUUGGGAUUUUUCUCGGUUUCUUGUGCGCAUUUAUCGUAAUGGAUAAUUGGAGAGUACUCCUGGCAACCGCCAUAAUACCCGCCGUCGUCCUUCUAUUUUUGGUGUUUAUAUGUCCCGAGUCGCCGAGAUUUCUGAUACAAAGGAAUCAAUAUGCCGAAGCAUAUAAAAGCCUCUUAGAGCUCCGAGGAACUCCCAUCCAAGCUGCGCGAGAUCUUUACUACAUCCAUGCUCAGCUUCAGGCCGAGGCUAUCACAGUAUGGGACCCCCAAAGGAAGCCAUGGUGGUCAGAGGUAGAACAACUCUAUGCCUACCAAAAAUGGAUCAGAAAAGGCAAUUUCUUCAAGCGGAUGAUGUAUCUCGCCACAAAUCCACGAACUCGAAGAGCGUGCACGGUCGCUUCGAUCGUAAUGGCAUCACAACAACUGUGUGGUAUCAAUGUUUUAGCAUUCUAUUCACCCUGGCUUCUCAAGGACCAAAAACCGUCGGUUAAAUUGUACAAUUUUGGAUUUGGUCUAGCCAAUUUUCUUUUUACUUUGCCUGCAUACAGGUUUAUUGACUCUCGUGGACGCCGACCUCUGCUACUUGUCUCAUUUAUUGGGAUGUUUUUUAGUCUGAUCGUAGUCAGCGGCUUCUUUAAACUCUCCGACUCUGGUGCUCGGUUAACCCUGAUAUCAGUAUUCAGCUGUGUAUUUUUUGUCUUUUUCUACUCAAUCGGUGCUGGGCCCAUUCCUUUUACACUGAGUGCAGAGGUGUUCCCUCUAUGCGUGCGCGAGGUGGGAAUGAGCUUCAGUGUUAUGAUCAAUUUUCUUGGUCUUGGGAUUUUAGUGCUUUUUGUGCCCCAGUUGAUCAAAAUAUUUGAGAAAAACCUUCUGUUCAUCUUCUCAGCUUUGAAUUUAUUGGCACUCAUCUUGAUUUUCUUCUUGGUCCCCGAAACCAACUACGCGAAGCUAGAGGAAAUGAACUCAAUAUUCCGCCGGGCAACAAAAGAACAGGUUCUGGACCACGCUCCGUUCUUAAGCCCCCUCUAUCGGAAGUCAUCACGCCAGGGAGAUAUGGAGAGUACAGCCCUACAAGAUAGAGAAGAAGUAUGA
Messenger RNA from Penicillium robsamsonii, 1791 nucleotides. Its product is annotated as Major facilitator superfamily domain general substrate transporter. Gene Ontology annotation, cellular component: membrane. Gene Ontology annotation, biological process: transmembrane transport. NCBI's taxonomy places the organism in Eukaryota, Fungi, Ascomycota, Eurotiomycetes, Eurotiales, Aspergillaceae. The record is from RefSeq and is a predicted model, not a curated record. The transcript has 13 exons. Gene Ontology annotation, molecular function: myo-inositol:proton symporter activity. The coding region runs from base 1 to 1791 and encodes 596 amino acids.